This is a messenger RNA of Dracunculus medinensis (Guinea worm), 1038 nucleotides long. The record is from the annotation of a GenBank genome assembly. Lineage: Eukaryota; Metazoa; Nematoda; Chromadorea; Rhabditida; Dracunculidae.
AUGCAAAAAGUUUUAGGUAAAAGUAGUGAACAUUUUGGAAUUGAAACUGAUGCGAUAACUCUACAACGUAUGGUAUUACAUGAUCAACGAAAACAUCCAAAUGCUUCGGGAGAUUUAACUAAUCUUCUUACUUCUUUACUUACUGCCAUUAAAGCAAUAUCAUCAGCAGUACGUAAAGCUGGCAUUGCGAGACUUCAAGGAAUGGUUGGCAAACAAAACGUUCAGGGUGAAGAUGUGAAAAAAUUGGAUGUUUUGAGCAACGAACUUAUGAUCAACAUGUUAAAAUCUUCUUAUGCAGCGUGCGCUCUUGUUUCUGAGGAAAAUGAACAAGUAAUUGAAGUGGAAGUAUCACGACAAGGAAAAUAUAUCGUAACAUUUGAUCCGUUAGAUGGAUCAUCCAAUAUAGAUUGUCUGGUUUCGAUUGGCACAAUUUUUGGAAUUUAUAGAAAAUCAACUGAAGGAUCAGUAACAAUAGAUGAUUUAUUGCAAACUGGGAGGAAUAUGGUUGCAGCUGGAUAUGCUAUUUAUGGUUCGGCAACUAUGAUUGUUCUUUCAACUGGAGCUGGUGUUAAUAGUUAUAUGCUUGAUCCGAGCGUUGGCGAAUUUAUCCUAACUCAUCGUCAUAUGCAAAUACCAAGGAAGGGAAAAUACUAUAGCAUAAAUGAGGGUAACGCUGCAUCAUGGUCAAAAGGACUACAAGAAUAUAUAAAUGCAAAAAAAUAUCCUGGGGAAGGUAAAUCGCCGAUGGGAUUGCGAUAUGUUGGAUCGAUGGUUGCUGACGUUCAUCGAACAUUUCUUUACGGUGGAAUUUUUCUAUAUCCUGGAUCGAAAUCCGCUCCUAAAGGAAAGCUUCGUCUCUUAUAUGAGGGAAUACCAAUGGCAUUUCUUGUUGAACAAGCUGGCGGAAUAGCGACGACAGGCAAGGAAGCGAUUCUAGAUGUAAAACCAACAUUCAUACACGAUAGAAGUCCGGUCUUCCUGGGCUCAAUAGAUGAUGUUAAUGAACUCUUGGAAUAUCUAAAAAAGUACGACCCUUGA